AUGCGGCGGCUGCUGAGGAAACAAAAUGUGCACGCCAGGAGACAGAAGCGGGCCAGGAGACAGCAACGGGCCAGGAGACAGCAACGGGCCAGGAGACAGAAGAGGGCCAGGCGACAGAAGCGGGCCAGACGACAGAAGAGGGCCAGACGACAGAAGAGGGCCAGGCAACAGAAGCGGGCCAGACGACAGCAGCGGGCCAGGAGACAGAAGCGGGCCAGGAGACACAAGGCCAGGUCAGACAACAGCAGCAGGUCAAACAACAGCAGCAGGCUAGACAACAGCAGGUCAGACAACAGCAGCAGGUCAGACAACAGCAGCAGGUCAGACAACAGCAGCAGGUCAAACAACAGCAGCAGGUCAAACAACAGCAGCAGGCUAGACAACAGCAGGUCAGACAACAGCAGCAGGUCAGACAACAGCAGCAGGUCAGACAACAGCAGCAGGUCAGACGACAGCAGCAGGUCAGACGACAGCAGCAGGUCAAACAACAGCAGCAGGCUAGACAACAGCAGGUCAGACGACAGCAGCAGGCCAGACAACAGCAGCAGGUCAGACAACAGCAGCAGGUCAGACGACAGCAGCAGGUCAGACAACAGCAAGUCAGACGACAGCAGCAGGUCAGACAACAGCAGCAGGUCAGACAACAGCAGCAGGUCAGACAACAGCAGGUCAGACAACAGCAGGUCAGACGACAGCAGCAGGUCAGACGACAGCAGCAGGUCAAACAACAGCAGCAGGCUAGACAACAGCAGGUCAGACGACAGCAGCAGGUCAGACAACAGCAGCAGGUCAGACGACAGCAGCAGGUCAGACAACAGCAGCAGGUCAGACGACAGCAGCAGGUCAGACAACAGCAGCAGGUCAGACAACAGCAGCAGGUCAGACAACAGCAGCAGGUCAAACAACAGCAGCAGGUCAGACAACAGCAGCAGGUCAGACAACAGAAGCAGGUCAAACAGCAGCAGGUCAAACAGCAGCAGGUCAAACAACAGCAGCAGGUCAGACAACAGCAGCAGGUCAAACAACAGCAGCAGGUCAAACAACAGCAGCAGGUCAAACAACAGCAGCAGGUCAGGCAACAGCAGCAGGUCAGGCAACAGCAGCAGGUCAGACAACAGCAGCAGGUCAGACAACAGCAGCAGGUCAGACAACAGCAGCAGGUCAGACAACAGCAGGUCAAACAACAGCAGCAGGUCAGACAACAGCAGCAGGUCAAACAACAGCAGCAGGCUAGACAACAGCAGGUCAGACAACAGCAGCAGGUCAGACAACAGCAGCAGGUCAGACAACAGCAGCAGGUCAAACAACAGCAGCAGGUCAAACAACAGCAGCAGGCUAGACAACAGCAGGUCAGACAACAGCAGCAGGUCAGACAACAGCAGCAGGUCAGACAACAGCAGCAGGUCAGACGACAGCAGCAGGUCAGACGACAGCAGCAGGUCAAACAACAGCAGCAGGCUAGACAACAGCAGGUCAGACGACAGCAGCAGGCCAGACAACAGCAGCAGGUCAGACAACAGCAGCAGGUCAGACGACAGCAGCAGGUCAGACAACAGCAAGUCAGACGACAGCAGCAGGUCAGACAACAGCAGCAGGUCAGACAACAGCAGCAGGUCAGACAACAGCAGGUCAGACAACAGCAGGUCAGACGACAGCAGCAGGUCAGACGACAGCAGCAGGUCAAACAACAGCAGCAGGCUAGACAACAGCAGGUCAGACGACAGCAGCAGGUCAGACAACAGCAGCAGGUCAGACGACAGCAGCAGGUCAGACAACAGCAGCAGGUCAGACGACAGCAGCAGGUCAGACAACAGCAGCAGGUCAGACAACAGCAGCAGGUCAGACAACAGCAGCAGGUCAAACAACAGCAGGUCAAACAACAGCAGCAGGCUAGACAACAGCAGGUCAGACGACAGCAGCAGGUCAGACGACAGCAGCAGGUCAGACGACAGCAGCAGGUCAGACAACAGCAGCAGGUCAGACGACAGCAGCAGGUCAGACAACAGCAGGUCAAACAACAGCAGCAGGCUAGACAACAGCAGGUCAGACAACAGCAGCAGGUCAGACAACAGCAGCAGGUCAGACAACAGCAGGUCAGACGACAGCAGCAGGUCAGACGACAGCAGCAGGUCAAACAACAGCAGCAGGCUAGACAGCAGCAGGUCAGACGACAGCAGCAGGUCAGACAACAGCAGCAGGUCAGACAACAGCAGCAGGUCAGACAACAGCAGCAGGUCAGACAACAGCAAGUCAGACGACAGCAGCAGGUCAGACAACAGCAGCAGGUCAGACAACAGCAGCAGGUCAGACAACAGCAGCAGGUCAGACAACAGCAGGUCAGACAACAGCAGCAGGUCAGACGACAGCAGCAGGUCAAACAACAGCAGCAGGCUAGACAACAGCAAGUCAGACGACAGCAGCAGGUCAGACAACAGCAGCAGGUCAGACGACAGCAGCAGGUCAGACAACAGCAGCAGGUCAGACAACAGCAGCAGGUCAGACAACAGCAGC
Molecule: messenger RNA, 2511 nt
Organism: Oncorhynchus mykiss (rainbow trout)
Lineage: Eukaryota; Metazoa; Chordata; Actinopteri; Salmoniformes; Salmonidae
Source: RefSeq, a predicted model, not a curated record